AUGAAAGAGGCUGGCGGCGUGCCCAGCGUAUGUGUUCGCGAGCUUCAUGGCCACCACGGGCCCGUCAACGCCGUGCGCUUUAACUCUAAGGGCACUUAUGUGAUGACCUGUGGUCAAGACAAGACUGUGAAACUCUGGAACCCUCACCGUAACGGCGUGGAGAAGCCGGAUGAGGCGCUGCUGGUCAAGUCUUACGAGGGCAGGCACGGCUACGAUGUACAGGACGUCGCAAUAGCUCAUGACAACGCCAAGUUCGCGUCGUGCGGUCGAGACAAAGACGUUUUCAUGUGGGACGUGCCUACUGCUAAAGUUAUUCGCAAGUUUGAAGGCCACGAGCAUAGUGUGAAUUGUGUGCGCUAUAAUGUGGAUUCAUCUGUGCUGCUGAGUGGAUCCUAUGACAAGACGAUCCGAGCCUGGGACAUCAGAGCUCGAAAUGCAUACACACCGAUUCAGAUUUUGGACGACUUCCGAGAUAGCGUCACGUCGAUGGUAUUGACAGACCAUGAGAUCGUUGCAGGGUGUGUUGAUGGUGUUGUGCGCACAUACGACCUUCGAGCUGGACAGCUCUUCCGCGAGCAUAUUGACGAACCUGUGGUGUCAGUAGCACAUUCCCCCGAUGAGCGCUUCAUCCUUGCUGGGUGUCUCGAUGGCUCCAUUCGACUGAUUGAGAAAGCUAACGGUACAGAAGUCAAGAGCUAUCGUGGCCACAGCGUGCAAGAUUACAAAAUCGAAUGCGGAUUCUCAAGUGACGGAGCCUUCGUGCUUAGUGGCUCCGAGGACGGAAAAAUCUACUGGUGGGAUCUCGUGGACGCAACGCACAAGCGCUCAUGUGUUGCGCACAACAAGCCCGUUCGGGCACUCGCAUGUCAUCCUGAGAGUAGCAUGUUUGUUACUGGCUGCAUCGAUGGCUCGGCAAAAGUCUGGUCUCAAAGUUGA
Messenger RNA from Phytophthora nicotianae INRA-310, 936 nucleotides. RefSeq lists its product as hypothetical. Gene Ontology annotation, biological process: mRNA splicing, via spliceosome. NCBI's taxonomy places the organism in Eukaryota, Oomycota, Peronosporomycetes, Peronosporales, Peronosporaceae. Gene Ontology annotation, molecular function: protein binding. Gene Ontology annotation, cellular component: catalytic step 2 spliceosome. The record is from RefSeq and is a predicted model, not a curated record. The transcript is spliced from 8 exons. Bases 1 to 936 code for a protein of 311 amino acids.